This is a messenger RNA of Ipomoea nil (Japanese morning glory), 507 nucleotides long. RefSeq lists its product as uncharacterized. Lineage: Eukaryota; Viridiplantae; Streptophyta; Magnoliopsida; Solanales; Convolvulaceae. The transcript has 3 exons. The record is from RefSeq and is a predicted model, not a curated record. Bases 1 to 507 code for a protein of 168 amino acids.
AUGGCUGUCACUUUAAGAAGUGGUAAGAAGUUGAAUGAAGUUUUGAAAGAAAAGGAACCCAUGAGGGUUGAAAAAGAGAUUGAUAAAGAAGAAGAGAAAGGGCCUAAAGAGAGUUCUAAAGCACUUGCCAAUAUGCCAUCUUAUGCCAAGUACAUUAAGGAAAUCGUGUCUACUAAAAAGAAAUUGGAAGAGUUUGCUACCGUGCAUCUAAAUGAGGAGUGUGCCAGUAUUAACCUUAUGCCUUUAACUCUUUUCAAGAAGUUGGAAAUAGCUGAAAUGAAGCCAACAACAAUCUCUCUUCAACUUGCUGAUAGAUCAGUCAAGUACCCGCUUGGAGUAGUGGAGGAUAUCUUGGUAAAAGUUGGUAAAUUUUAUUUGGCUGCUGAUUUUCUGAUUCUUGAUAUGGAUAGUGAUACAGAUACAUCUCUUAUACUUGGUAGACCAUUUUUGUUAACAGGAAGAGUAUUAAUUGAUAUGCCUUUAGGGAAAUUGAUUUUUAGAGUAUGA